This is a messenger RNA of Micromonas pusilla CCMP1545, 1242 nucleotides long. RefSeq lists its product as uncharacterized. Gene Ontology annotation, cellular component: mitochondrion; chloroplast. The transcript is spliced from 4 exons. The record is from RefSeq and is a predicted model, not a curated record. Gene Ontology annotation, molecular function: tryptophan-tRNA ligase activity; ATP binding. Lineage: Eukaryota; Viridiplantae; Chlorophyta; Mamiellophyceae; Mamiellales; Mamiellaceae. Gene Ontology annotation, biological process: tryptophanyl-tRNA aminoacylation. Bases 1 to 1242 code for a protein of 413 amino acids.
AUGACGUGUUCCGCGGCCCGUCGUCACCUACCGUCGCCGUCGCGCCGCGCGUUCGCGUCGCGAGCGACCGCGUCCGCGUCCGCGGAGGCGGCCGCGGAGACGGCCGCGGAGGCGCCCGCGAAGACGGAGCGACGCAAGCGCGUCCUGAGCGGAGUCCAGCCCACGGGCUCCAUCCACCUCGGGAACUACUUCGGCGCGAUAAAAAACUGGGUCGACCUCCAGGAAGAGUUCGACGCGUUCUACUGCGUCGUCGACCUGCACGCCAUCACGCCGGGGAAUCACGACGCCGCGGCGCUGAAAGCGUCCACGCGGUCCUCCGCCGCCAUCUACCUCGCCGCGGGGUUGGACCCGGAGAAGUCGAACGUCUUCGUGCAGUCGCACGUCGCCGCGCACAGCGAGCUGUGCUGGCUCCUGAACUGCGCGACGCCGAUCGGGUGGCUCGAGAAGAUGAUUCAGGCGCGUUCUAUCUCACACUGGUCCCCAUACGACCGCUUCAAGGAGAAGGCGCGAAAGGCGGGCGAAGACGUCAGCGUCGGCCUGCUCGAUUACCCCGUGCUGAUGGCCGCGGACAUCUUGCUGUACAACGCGGACGUCGUCCCGGUCGGGGAGGACCAGCGGCAGCACCUGGAGCUGACGCGCGACGUCGCGGCGAGGGUGAACAACCUGUACGGAGGGAACAAGUGGAAAAAGUUGGGCCCGAAAAAGGGCGACGGCGCGCGAGCGCCGAGCGGCCGGUUCCGCGGCGGCGACGUCCUGAAGGUCCCGGAGGCGUACAUCCCGAAAGCGGGCGCGCGCGUGAUGUCCCUCACCGACGGCACGUCGAAGAUGAGCAAGAGCAACCCCGCGGAGGGGAGCCGGAUCAACGUGCUGGACUCCCCGGAUGAGAUCGCGAAAAAGAUCAAACGGUGCAAGACGGAUGCGUUCGAGGGCUUGGAGUUCCGGAACCCCGACCGACCGGAGGCGACGAACCUCCUGACGAUGUACCAGCUCUGCACGGAGCUGAGCGAGGAGGAGGUGAUCGCGGCGUGCGGGGACAUGCGGUGGGGGGACUUCAAGCCCGCGCUCACCGAGGCGGUGAUCGAGCACUUGAGACCGAUACAGUCGAGGUACGACGAGAUCGUCUCCGAAGAGGGGUACCUCGACGGCGUGCUGAAGAGGGGCGCGGACGCCGCGAACGAGGUGGCGGAGAAGACGGUCGCGGACGUCCGAGACGCGAUGGGCUUCCUUCCUCGCAGCGCGUGA